This is a messenger RNA of Alligator mississippiensis (American alligator), 9835 nucleotides long. RefSeq names its product zinc finger protein 84. Lineage: Eukaryota; Metazoa; Chordata; Crocodylia; Alligatoridae. Bases 497 to 4546 code for a protein of 1349 amino acids. The record is from RefSeq and is a predicted model, not a curated record. Gene Ontology annotation, biological process: regulation of DNA-templated transcription. The transcript has 8 exons.
CCCCAGGAGGAGCCUCUCCGGGGCCGCGCGCCCCGCAAGCCCGCACCGCCCACGGGCUCCGACAACAGCACCGCGCGCGUGGCGGGAGCCCAGCCCGCCUCUGCCCUCACGGGCUCGGCCCCACCCCACGCCACCCGCGCGUCGCGCCGGGUCUGUGGCCCGGCGGCCCCUCCCGCCCUGUGCCGUGCCACGCACUCCCACCCCGAUCCCGAUCCCGACCCCGACCCCCGGGCGCCGCGGCGGGGCAGGAAGGGGCCGGGGCGGUGGCGGCGGCGGCGGCGGAGGAAGCGGAAGGAGCGGCGCUGCCGGGCGGGACCUGGAGGGUGUCCGGGGGGGAGGCCGGGCCGGGCCGGGGCUGCUGCUGCGGGAGGGUGGUGCAGGCCGGGCCAUGUAGGCGGGCCGCGCGCGCAGCGGGGCGGCCCCGGGGGAGACGGAGCCAAGCCCCUUCCCUGCCUGACAGGCGCGGGGGGCCGGGCCGGGCCGGGAGGCAGCGGAGAUGUCUCGGGAGGAGCCGGCUCGGGUAAGGGCGCCGAUGGCGGCGCUGCCAGUCCCGCCCCCCUCCGCCCCGGGCACACAGCGUGAGAUGCCGGUGAUUUUUGAGGAGGUGGCUGUGUAUUUCACCAAGGAGCAAUGGGCUCUGCUGGACCCCAGUCAGAGAGUCCUCUACAGGGACGUCAUGCUGGAAAACUAUGAGACUGUGACCUCGUUCGUAGGAUUCCCAGUUCCCAAACCCAACUUGAUCUCCCAGCUGGAACAGGGAGAAGAGCCGUGGGUCCCAGACCUCCAGGACUCAAAGGAAUGGGAAAUCCCAAAAAACAUCCCCACAGGGAACGAUGUCUACCUGGACUGCUCCCCUAUCCAAGCAGGGGAUGGGGUGGGGAGCAACAGCAUGGAAGAGGGUCCUCAGAAGGGAGACCUGCAGCCAGGGCAACUCCACAGCAUACUAUUGGAGGAAUUACAAGGGGAUACAGCCCUACACCCCAAGAAGGAAGAAGCAUUUGCAAGGUUAUGUGGGGCAGAGAAGCAGCUGGGAAACUCCCCAAGGACCACACUGCCCGACAACACUUGCCCAGGGGAGGAUAAGGAGCACCUGAAUGAAACCACAGUCAAGCCGGGAACCUACCUCAUCAUUCACGAGCACAUCCAGACAGGGGAGAACCCCUACCUCUGCCCCAUCUGUGGGAGGACCUUCAAGCAGAAGUCAGAUCUCACACUCCACCAACGCAUUCAUGUAGGAGACAGACCCUAUAAGUGCCCUGACUGUGGCAAGGGCUUCAGCCAGAACUCGAACCUCCGCAAACACCAGAGGAUCCACACAGGGGAGAGGCCCUACCGCUGCCUGGAGUGUGGGAAGGAUUUUGCUAGGUCCUGGUCUCUUGUUUUGCACCGAAGAGUCCACACAGGUGAAAGGCCCUACAAAUGCCCUGAUUGCGGGAAGGAUUUUGCUAGGUUCUCAUCCCUUAUUUUGCAUUGGAGAGUCCACACAGGGGACAAGCCCUACAGUUGCCCUGAGUGUGGAAUGGGCUUCACGCAGAGCUCGCAUCUCAUUUCACACCGGAGAGUUCACACUGGGGAGAGGCCUUACAAGUGCCCUGACUGCGGGAAGGGCUUCAACCAUCGCUCAGAUCUGAUUCGCCACCGCAGAGUCCACACGGGGGAAAAGCCCUACAAGUGCCCUGAUUGUGGAAUGGGCUUCACGCAGAGUGUGCACCUGAGUUCACACCGGAGAGUCCACACGGGAGAGAGGCCCUACAAAUGCCCUGACUGUGGGAAGGGAUUCAACCAUAACUCAGACUUGAUUUGCCACCAGCGAGUCCACACGGGGGAAAAGCCAUACCAGUGCUCUGACUGCGGGAAGAGCUUCACCCAGAGGUCAACCCUUAGUUCACAUCAGAGAGUCCACACAGGGGAGAGACCUUAUUGUUGUCCUGAUUGCAGGAAGAGCUUCAAGAAGCGUUCACAGUUGAUUUCCCACCGAAGAGUCCAUACGGGGGAGAGGCCCUACUGCUGCCCCGACUGCGGCAAGGUUUUCAAGCAGCGCUCAGUCCUCAUUUCCCACCAGAGAGUCCACACGGGGGAGAGGCCUUACAAAUGCCCCGACUGUGGUGUGGGUUUCACACAGAGGACGAACCUGAGCUCACACCGGAGAGUCCACACUGGGGAGAAGCCCUACAAGUGCCCUGACUGUGGGAAGGGCUUCAGGCAGAUAUCAAACCUGAAUGACCAUCAGAAAAACCAUACGGGGGAGAAACCCUACAGAUGUCCCGAGUGUGGGAAGAGCUUCAAGUGGAGCUCGGGGCUGAUUUCCCACCGGAAAAUUCACAUAGGAGACAAACCGUACGCGUGCCCUGUAUGUGGGAGGAGCUUCAUUGAGAAAUCGUACCUUAUUAGGCACCAGAGGAUCCACACAGAAGAUAAACCAUAUGCAUGCACUGUGUGUAGGAGGAGCUUCAGCCAAAAAUCCUACCUUAUUAGACACCAGAGAAUCCACGAGAGACCCUACAAGUGCCCUGAAUGUGGGAAAAGCUUCAGUAAACGCCCAGCCCUCAUUGUACAUGAAAGAAAACAUACGGGAGAGAGGCCCUACAAGUGCACUGUCUGUGGGAAAAGCUACAGGGCAAAGGGCUCCCUAACGUCCCACCAGAAGCUCCACGCAGGGAAUGCAGCCAAGGACCAGCGGGGCCAUACUAGUUUGGCAGUGAAAUGCCAGAGGAUAUCCAAGACAAUGUGCGUCUCCUUCGAGGAGGUGGCUGUGUAUUUCACCAAGGAGCAAUGGGCUCUGCUGGACCCCAGUCAGAGAGCCCUCUACAGGGAUGUCAUGCUGGAGAACUAUGAGGCUGUGACCUCAUUGGCAGGAUUCCCAGUUCCCAAUACCAACUUGAUCUCCUGGCUGGAACAGGGGGAAGAGCUGUGGGUCACAGAUCUCCAGGACUCAAAGGAAUGGGAAAUCCCAAGGAACACCUGCACAGGCAUCCAUCUGGAUUCAUUUCCUGUCUCAGUAGGGGAUGGGAUGGUGAAUGAGAGCAUGGAAGAGAGUCCUCAGAAGGGAGAUCUGCAGCCGGGGGAACCCUACACCACACUCUGGGAGGAAUUCAGGGGGGACACAUCUCUAUACACCAAGCAGAAAAAAGAAUGUGAGAGGUUAUGUGGGGCAGAAAGGCUGCUGGAAAACUGCCCAAGGAUCACACUGGCUGAUGACACUCACCCAACGGGGAAUCAGGAGCACCUGAAUGAAACCCCAGUCCAGCAGGGGAGCUACCUCAUCAUCCACCCAUUCAUCCACAUGGAAGACAACCUGUACCCUGGCCUCACCUGUGAGAGGAGCUUAAAGAAGAAGUCGGGCCUUAGCAUCCGCCAGCGCAUCCAGGCAGGAGAGAGACCCUAUAAGUGCCCUGACUGUGGCAAGGGCUUCAGCCGGACUUCAAAUCUCCGCAAACACCAGAGGGUCCAUACAGGGGAGAGGCCCUACCGCUGCCUGGAGUGCGGAAUGAGCUUCAUGGGCAGCUCGUCCCUCGUUACACACCAGAAAGUCCACACUGGGGAGAGGCCCUACAACUGUCCUGACUGCGGGAAGGGUUUCAAGCAUCGUUGGGACCUGAUUCGCCACCAGAGAGUCCACACAGGGGAAAAGCCCUACAGUUGCCCUGACUGUGGAAUGGGCUUCACGCAGAGCGUGCAUCUCCGUUCACACAGGAGAGUCCACACGGGGGAGAGGCCCUACAAAUGUGCUGACUGUGGGAAGGGCUUCAAUAACAACUCAAUCCUGGUUUGCCACCAGAGAAUCCACACGGGGGAGAAGCCCUACAAAUGCCCUGUCUGUGGGAUAGGCUUCAAACAGUACUCGAGCCUCAGUUCACACCGGAGAGUCCACACAGGGGAGAGGCCCCACAAAUGCCCCGACUGCGGGAAGGGCUUCAAGGAGCGCGUGCAGCUGAGUGUCCACCGGAGAGUCCACACGGGGGAGAGGCCCUACAAAUGUCCUGAUUGUGGGAAGGACUUUAAGCAGCGUUCUGCCCUGAUUUCCCACCAGAGAGUCCAUACAGGUUUGUGGCCCUACAAAUGUCCUGACUGUGGAAGGGGUUUCAGCCACAGGUGGAACUUGAAUGACCAUCAGAAAAGCCACACAGGGGAGAAACCCUACAGCUGUCCUGACUGUGGGAAGAGCUUCAAGCGGAGCUCAGGACUGGUUUCCCAUCAGAAAAUUCACACGGGAGAUAAACCAUACACAUGCCCAGAGUGUGGGAAGAGCUUCAGUGAGAGAUCCUACCUUGUUAUACAUCAGAGAAUCCAUACAGACGAGAAACCAUACACGUGUUCAGCCUGUGGGAAGAGCUUCAGUCAGCGAUCCUACCUCAUCAGACACCAGGGGAUCCAUGAGAGACCCUACAGAUGCCCUGAGUGUGGGAAGAGCUUCAGUAAACGCUCAGCCCUCGUUUUACAUGAGAGCAUUCACACAGGAGAUGGGCCCUACAUGUGUACUGUCUGUGGGAAGACCUACGUGGCAAAGGGCUCCCUAACAUCCCACCAGAAGCUCCACGCAGGGUAGAAGGCAGCAGGAACUCUCUCUGUGGAGCAAUGAGUCUGUGCCCUCCUACAGCACAGUAAUUUGAGAAGGAGGUGGAGGGCUGUGGCUAAGGGAGGAAGGAAGAGUGGAUACUGAGUAGAUGGAGGGUUUCAAAUAGAGAUAAAAAUACCACCUUGCAUUUGGUCUCUAAGUGGUCCCUGUAGCUCCCAAAGCCUCUCAAAAUGUGUGGCCAUUGAAUGUUCUUCAGGGAAGUACCAACUGGCAAUGAAAGCAGCUGUUCUGAAAUGACAGAGACAGUGACUCUGUACACAUGGCCCCUCCUUACCCCUUUCUGCUCCUUCCUCCCGCCCUUCUCCCCAGGGUAUGUGAAUCCAAGAGUUCAUAGUCAUAGAGAAGUAGGGCUGGAAGGGACCUCCAUAGGCCAUCUAGUCCAACCACCUGCCUGAGACUGGCUUCUCCCUGUCCAAACCAUCCUGUACAAUCAUCACAUAAACUCGACAGCAGACUGCCCUCAACCCUGACACAGCAUAGACCUAGCACCCUAACCUGCCACAGGUAAAGCAGGGGAACCACAGCAGCCAAUGUCCUGUUUCUAUAAAAUGUCAAUAAAUGCUCGAGAGGUCCCUGAUAGAACAUCAUGCCCUCCACCACAGAAGAGAGCAAAAACUCCCACAAUCCAUACCAAACUGACCAUGGGGUGAAAUUCCUUCCUGACCCCAAAUACAAUGAUCAGUUUGAACCUGAGCGGAGGGGCAAGACCCUCUACCCAGGAACCUCUGGCUUUGCUCAUAGCAGGAAAAUCAACACACCCCAGCUGAAGUCUUCAACCUUAGCUGUUGCCAACACCCAAAGCCUCUGGGGAGGCUUAAAAUCACUCACGCAUUUAAUAGGAUGUGGGGCGUGGGGGGAUCAGAGCACCCAGCAAAGCUCAGAAUCAUGGGAAAUACCCAUGGUAGAAAAUAGGCAUAGCUAUACCUAUAUUAUCCCCAACCAGUGACUGUUGAACCUCUUCUUGAUCACCUUCAGUGAUGGAGAGUCUACAACUUCGCUAGGCAGUCUGUUUCUCUGCCUCACUGCUCUAACAGUGAAGAAGGUUUUUUGGCUAUCCGAUCUAAAUUUACUUUGCUGCAACUUCAAGCCACUGGUCCAUGUCCUCCUCCCUUUAGCAAGGGAGAAAAGGUUCUUUCCCUCUUUAUGGCAGCCCUUUAAGUAUCUUAAGACUGCUAUCAUAUCCCCUCUUAAGCAUCAUUUCCACAAGCUGAAUGUGCCUAGCUCCUUCAGCCUCUCCUUAUGAUUUGCCUUCCAAGCUCUUGAUCAUCUUUGUUCCCUGCCUCUGGACCCUCUCUAACUUCUCCAUGUCUUUUUUAAAAUGUGGAGCCCAGAACUGCACACAGUACUCCAGCUGAGGCCUAACCAGGGCCGAGUAGAGGCACUAUCACCUCCUGUGUCUUGCCUUGCACCUAAUGCUUCUAAUGAUGCAGCCCAAAACUGCAUUAGUAUUUUGUGUGACUGUAUUACCCUGCAGACUCAUGAUGAGUCUGUGGUCUACCAAGACUCCCAAGUCCUUUUCCAUAGAGCUGCCAUCCAGCCAGGUGUCCCCCAUUUUGUGUUGGUCUUUUUGAUUAAUCCUGCUGAGGUGCAACACCUUACAUUUGUCUGCAUUGAACUUAAUCCUGUUAGUCCUAACCCAACUUUCCAGUCCUGCCAAGAUCCUUCUGAAUUGCACUCACAUCCUCCAAUAUGUUCACAAUCCUUCCUGGUUUUGUCAUCCACAAACUUGCUCAAGAUGAUUUCUAUGCCAGCUUCCAAAAUAUUAAUAAACACAUUGAAUAGCAUUGGACCCAGGGCAGACCCCUGUAGGACUCUACUCAAAACCUCCUGCCAUUCUGACAUGGACCUGUUAAUAAUUACCCUUUGUUAAUGGCUACUGAUCCAGAUAUCUAUCCACCUUGUAGUAGUUUUAUCCAGCCCAUGUUUCUCCAAUUCGUGAGGUCCUGCCGGACCUUGUCAAAAGCCUUGAUGAAUUCCAAAUGCACUAUAUCCGCAGCAUUCCCUUCAUCCACCAGUUACUAUGUCAAAGAAGGAGAUCAGGUUUGUCUGACACAACUUGCUUUUUAUAAAUUUGUUCUGGCUUCUUGUGAUCAGCCUUUCCUCCUCCAGAUGCUUGCAAAUUGCAUUAGGAUAUGCUCCAGUAAUUUCCCAGGUAUUUAGGUGAGCUAACAGGUUUGUAGUUCCCCAGGUCCUCCUUACCUUUUUUAAAGGGGGCCACUACAUUGGCCCUUUCCAGUCCCCUGGUACCUGCCCCAUCUCCCCCAACUUCAUGGAGAUCGUUGCCAAGAGUUCUGAGAUCUCUGCCAGUUCCUUCAGGACUCUGGGAUGAUGCUCAUCUGGCCCUGAGGAAUUGAAUUCAUUCAGACCCAACAAAAAAUCUCUGCCCAUCUUUUUUAUCUUAAGGGAGAUGAGGUCAACGUCAUUUACUUGGACUUUAAGAAGGCCUUUGACUUGGUGUCCCAUGGGGCUCUCAAGGUAAAACAAGGGGACUAUGGGCUCAACAAUUCAAUGAUCAGAUGAGAGAAACAAGCUGUGGGGUUGGACCCAGAGAGUACUAAUAGCUGGAUCUGCGUUGACCUGGUGGAAGGUAGCCAGCGGGGUCCCCCAGGGUUCAGUAUUUGGACCAGUGCUUUUCAACAUCUACAUCAAUGAUUUGGAGGUGGGGGUGAAAAGCACACUGGCAAAGUUCACCGAUCCAGGCGGAUCUAGAUGGGUGGACCAGAGCCAGAUGCUGUUCAACACAGAAGUGUAAAGUGCUCCAUCUGGGGAGGAAAAAUCCACAACAAACUUACGGGUUCAGUGGUGCUACACUAGCUAGCACCACGUCCAAAAGGCACCUGGGGGUCAUAAUUGACCAUAAAAUGAAUAUGAGCCACUAGUGUGAUGUUACAAUUAGCAGAGCAAACAAUACACAGUCAUGCAUCAACUGAUGCAUCUCAAGCAAAACUAAGGAAGUUAUUCUCCCGCUGUACUCAGCUUUGGUGAGGCCGCAGCUGGAGUACUGCGUCCAGUUCUGGGUGCCGCACUUCAAGAAGAAUGUGGAGAAGCUUGAGAGGGUCCAGAGAAGAGCCACUUGUGAUUAGAGGCUGAAGAGCAAGCCGUACAAGCAAAGGCUGACAGAUAUGGGACCAUUCAGCCUAGAAAAGAGAAGACUUUGGGGGGGAUUGGGUGGCAGGGGCUAGGCAAACAAGUGUUCACUAAAGCGCCCCAGAGGAAUGCCAGAAGCAACAGUCAUAAACUAGAAGAAGGUUUCAGGCUGUAUAUAAGGAAAAACUUCUUUACAGUUUGUGUGGCCAGACUGGAAUAGACUCCCAGUGGGGGUGGUGCAGGCACCUACCCUGGAGAUCUUCAAAAAGAGACUGGAUGCACACCUUGCUGGGGUUAUUUGACCCCAGCAGUCUCUCCUGCCCAGAGCAGGGGGGCUGGACCCGAUGAUCUCAUGAGGCCCCUUCCAGCCCUAAACUUCUGUGAAUCUUCUCCCUCAAUUUUCCCCUUCCUUAUCCAGAUGAUCCCUAUUUGGUGUCUGGAAGCUUAUUCUUUUGUGAAGACUGAGGCAAAGUAGCUGUUGAGUAGGUCUUUCUUCUCUGUAUCUUCAGUUAGGAGUUCCCCCUGGUUUGUUAUCAGAGGACCUGCAGCUUCCUUGGUCCUUCUUUUCUGGCCAGCAUACUUCUGGAACCUCUUCUUCUUGUCCUUAACCUCCUUUGUCAGGUACAGCCCAUUCUUUAUCUUUGCUUUCCUGAUUUUGUCCCUGCAGAUUUUUGCUAUUUCCUGGUAUGUGUCCUUGCACUCCCAGAAUGCUAAGUACAGUGCUCAGUUUAUCAGACAUCAGUGGAGGUCUGGGGAGGCUUAUGAGUCAGUUACUGAUAUAGGGUCAAAAUUCUGCAGAAAAGUAGGGGGGUGUAGGUCAGCUUGCACUGUUCUGACAAGGCUGCUUGGUUGAAUUGUUGGAGCAGGCGGGUGGGGGAUGCAGGACACCUGGGUCCUGCUGUCAACCCUGGGGGACUAGAGCAGAGAAGACUGGGAGUGUAGACUUCUGGCUUCACUGUCUGCAGUUUGAGCACUUUUAAAUCUUUUCUGUUUUUCUACUAUCUGAUGGCAUAGCCUCCUAGGCAGCAUCUCCCUCUUCCAGCCCCACCUCAGGGCUCAGUUGCUUAGCAGGCCCAGUGGAGCUGGAACACAGAAGUGGUUUAAAAUGGUUUUGGACUUGCUCAGACUGCUGUGCUUCAUCUUAUCUUCUAUAAAGCCCAGUGGUAUGAGUGAAAAUGCCAAUUUAGCACUAGUAAUACGGGUAUUUUCAGCUGAAAACAUAUCACCGAUGUCAACUACAGUGACACUCAAUGCAGGCUGAAGCAUAGAUCUCAGAGAGACUUCCAUAAUUUUAUGCAUAAAAUUUAACUUGCAUAAAUUUAACUUGCAUAAAUUUCUGGCCAUAAUUUUAUUGUGCAAUUGUUAUAUCAUCUAAACAUCAGUGAAGAGCAUCCUUACAUGAUACCGGUUCUAUUCACAGGGCACAAUUCAUCAUGCCAUUUCUUCAUUUUCAUAAUAUUCAGCAACAGCUUUCUGUAUUGAUGACUUCUGUGGUGACCUGUUAGCAUUUGCUAUCUGUGGGAUGGUAGACACCCUGCCAGCAGACUUCCUGGCUUUGAUUUCUUGUUUUAAUAUUUUAGCCAUACACAGCAGGAAUAAUAUAGUAUGUUUAAAAAUGUUAAAUAUGUAGCAAGUUGAGUUCCUUGUAGCUUAGAAACAAAAAUAAAGUAUCAUGAGCAGUUACUUACAGCUGAAAUUGCUAAAAAGUAAAAAAAAAACAAGACAAAAAAGCAAAGAAAUUGCAAUUAAAUAGUUUUAAAGGCAUGUACACAAAACUUGUUCUAAGUAGGUGGUGUUAUUGUGUCAGGUGAUGAUCAGGCAGAGAUCUGCUUCCCAUGAAGUCUCACAGAGACUGAAGCCCAGCACUGCUUGCCAGCUUGCUUAAGAGUUUGUAGGUAGCAGGUGUGCUUGUCCUGUGUUACCUAAUGCAUUUUCUGUCUGCUUUUUAAAUCCAUUUCUCACAUUUUUCCAGACUUUUUCAUAACUUCUGAAUCUUGUGCAAAUCAACACUAAGCUUUAAAAUGAUAGAUGAUGUGUGGGUAUACAGUAAGUACAAAUACCUUAAAACCUUCUCAGACCAUCUACUCAGUGUAUUAGCUUCUAGAUUAUCUGUUCACCUUGAAUGGUUUCUGUAUUUCCUAGUACAUUCCUAAUAAAAGGGUGGUUGUGAAA